UCCACGUCGGCCGAUGAAUCGCCCUGGGUGAAUCACGAUGGUGGUUUCCCCGCGCGAGCAUGCGUCCUUCGUCAUCGGAAAUCCGUGCUUCGUCGGAUCUGUGCGCGGGGCGCGAGAUGAGUCACGUGGAUACGUCGAUUCGGAGUGAGCGCGGAUGAAGUGAUUACGAGGACUCGCUGGAUUUCCAGAGCGCGGACCAUCUCGGUCCGCGCGCGACCGAAGGGAUCAGGAUGCGGUGGAUCGGUUACGUGGCCACGAUUCUCUGGUGGUCGGGCAUCGCCAGGUCUCUCAGCACGCUGAAUCGAGGUCACAGUUACAAAAUCAGUCCGAAGCCCUGCAAGGUGCCCGGUUCCGAGGUUAAGGAAGGCACGUGCAUGUUCGUGUGGGAGUGCAUCAAGUCCGAGGGCACGCACGUGGGCGUGUGCGUGGACACUUUCAUGUUCGGCAGUUGCUGCGUCCACAACACGACGGUAAACACAAUAAGCUCGUCGCAGCAGUAUCCUCAUCAUCACCAUACUCACCCUCAUCAUCAUCAUCAGCAGCAACCGCAUGACAGUUUGUCGAGUACGCUUAGGCCGACCCUGCUCUCGGCGGAACCAGUCAGCAACGAGUCGACCAGACUGACGUCGACUUCCUUCUCGAGCUCUACCUCGUGGAUGGCCUCGAGUACGGCCAGACCGAGUUUCCAUCACUUCUCAGAAUCUCAUCACAGUUUCGUCGGAGGCUCGACCAGGCCGAUGAAACCAUUCUCGAGCGGGCUCGCGCGACCCUUGCAGAAGAGGCCGCACGCCAAGCCAACGUCCGAGCACGACGUCGACAGGUCGCAAACUCCCGCGAUACCCUCCGCGUCCCCGUCGUCGUGGGCCGACGGAAGACCGCAGGUUACGAAGAGACCCGGUCACCACGGGAGUCAUCCGCAUCAGAAGACCAGGCCGGAUGCGGGAACGCCGGGCGAGAAGCCCUCGUCCGGGUCGUCGAGUCAACCGGGCUUCAAGGAUAAACCAGACACCGCUCACAAUACUUUAGCGAUACGUCUGCCGGGGAAAGAGCACGCGUCGGCGGAGGACAAAGUCAGCGGAUCGACCUCCAGCAAUAAGCCGAGCAAGCCGACCAAGCCGAACAAACCGAGCAAACCGAGCAACCAGAGGCCCUUCGAAUCGAGACCGGACGACGGCAAGACCGAGGAUGCCGAUCUCUCCGUGCAAGAGACGAUACAUCGACCGAACGUUAACUCAGUCAUGGAAAGUGACACGGCGAAAGAGCCCCAUCCGAGUUUAAAUUUCAUACACACCGAGCGACCUCACUGGGCGACCAAACCGGCGCAGUCGAAACCGACAACGGAUUUCUCCAAGCCGUACUUCUCCAUCAAAACGACCACUUACCGGCCAAUCUCGAUAAGCAGCCAAGCAGAUCACCGGCCGAAUUUCAUCUCGAAACCGAAUACUUGGUCACUGUCCACAAAAACGUCGACCACGACUGCUAGACCGACGUAUGUGAGGCACCCUUCCACCAGCGCAGCCGGAUCCAUACCACAAACCUCUCAUUGGCAAGUGACCACAGAGCCGGCGUUCGUCACGAAGCAGAAACCUUCAUCGUUGUCGUCGUCGUCGUUCACACUGCCGUCUUCGUCUUCGACGUCGUUUUCUUCGUCUUCGUCCUCAUCCUCGCCAUCCUCGUCAUCGUCGUCCAAACCGAUUACCACGGUUACUGCAUCAGAGACCGUGAGAGUACCACCUUUAGGUACGAGCUCUCAUUUCUGGUCGAACAGCUGGACACCACCUAGACCGUCCUUGAAGCCGCAUUGGACGGAUAAUCCUGGUCUUCUCCAGAAUGGCCCCGAAAACUUCCCGCCACGACCGAGCUUCAAGCCGACCGAGUCGUUACAAAGCACCGAGUACCAGAAACCUCUGGGCUCGGCGCACUACAUAACGACGUCCCACUUGGAGACUUCAACUAGGCCGCGACCAACGAAGAAAACCACAACUCUCAGCACAACGUCGUCCACAGUGACGUCCUCGGCCACCAGCAGCAGCAGCACAGCCAGCCCGGUGACCGCGAUGGCGACAAUGACGACCACGAGCAGCACGACCAGCGCGAGCACCGCGAGCGUCACCGUCACGACGCAGGCACCGUCGACCACCGGCGCCGAAGUAGCGGCGAGCGAGAAAACAGGUUCGGUGAUGACGGUCGCUGCCGCCGACGAGAGCAAGGGCAUGCAAUGCGGCGUGCCGCCGUUAUUUCCUCGGCCGGAAACGAGGAUCGUCGGCGGUAAGGACGCGCCGUUCGGUCGGUGGCCUUGGCAGGUGUCGGUGCGCCGUACCUCCUUCUUCGGCUUCUCCAGCACCCACCGAUGCGGCGGCGCGGUGCUCAACGAGAAUUGGAUCGCCACGGCGGGUCAUUGCGUCGACGACUUGCUGACGUCGCAAAUCCGGAUACGAGUCGGCGAGUACGACUUCUCGUCGGUGCAGGAGCGGCUGCCCUACGUGGAGCGCGGCAUCGCCAAGAAGGUCGUGCACCCGAAGUACAACUUCUUCACGUACGAGUACGACUUGGCGCUGGUGCGACUCGAGAGUUCCUUGACCUUCGCCGCGCACAUCUCGCCUAUCUGCCUGCCGGCGACGGACGAUCUCCUGAUCGGGGAGAACGCGACGGUUACCGGCUGGGGAAGGUUGAGCGAGGGCGGCACGCUGCCCUCGGUGUUGCAGGAGGUCUCCGUGCCGAUAGUGAGCAACGACAGGUGCAAGUCGAUGUUCUUGAGAGCCGGCAGACACGAGUUCAUACCGGACAUCUUCCUUUGCGCCGGCUACGAGACCGGUGGACAAGACUCGUGCCAGGGCGACUCCGGAGGUCCCCUUCAGGUUCGCGGGAAGGACGGCAGAUACUUCCUCGCUGGCAUCAUAUCCUGGGGCAUCGGGUGCGCGGAGGCGAACCUACCGGGCGUCUGCACGCGGAUCUCCAAGUUCGUGCCGUGGAUCUUGAAGAAUGUCACCUGAUCUGCUCAACGAGGGAGCG
This is a messenger RNA of Dinoponera quadriceps, 3012 nucleotides long. RefSeq names its product serine proteinase stubble-like. Gene Ontology annotation, biological process: proteolysis. Gene Ontology annotation, molecular function: serine-type endopeptidase activity. NCBI's taxonomy places the organism in Eukaryota, Metazoa, Arthropoda, Insecta, Hymenoptera, Formicidae. The coding region runs from base 231 to 2993 and encodes 920 amino acids. The record is from RefSeq and is a predicted model, not a curated record. The transcript has 9 exons.